Molecule: messenger RNA, 4463 nt
Organism: Peromyscus californicus insignis
Lineage: Eukaryota; Metazoa; Chordata; Mammalia; Rodentia; Cricetidae
Gene: Ttl
Product: tubulin tyrosine ligase
Exons: 7
Coding region: 170-1300 (376 amino acids)
Biological process (GO): protein modification process
Source: RefSeq, a predicted model, not a curated record
ACUCGGGCGGUGGCGCGGGCGCCCGGGGCCGGCACGGAGGGGACCCGGAGGCGCGGUCCCGGAGCAAGGCGGACGGCUGGGCUGGGGCUGGGGCUGGAGCAGCGACCACGCGGGGCCGCCGUGGUGCCUUGGACUCGUGCGGCGGCUGCGGGGCGCGCGGCCCUUCGCCAUGUACACCUUCGUGGUGCGCGACGAGAACAGCAGCGUCUACGCCGAGGUCUCCCGGCUGCUGCUGGCCACCGGCCACUGGAAGAGGCUGCGGCGGGACAACCCCAGGUUCAACUUGAUGCUGGGCGAGAGGAACCGGCUGCCCUUCGGGAGACUGGGUCACGAGCCUGGGCUGGCACAGCUGGUGAAUUACUACAGGGGGGCGGACAAACUGUGCCGGAAAGCUUCCUUGGUGAAGCUAGUCAAGACCAGUCCAGAGCUGUCUGAGUCCUGCACAUGGUUCCCCGAGUCCUAUGUGAUUUAUCCAACUAACCUCAAGACACCGGUCGCUCCAGCGCAGAAUGGCAUCCAGAUUCCGAUCAGUAACUCCAGGACGGAUGAGAGAGAAUUCUUCCUGGCUUCUUAUAACAAAAAGAAGGAGGAUGGGGAGGGCAACGUUUGGAUUGCAAAGUCGUCCGCUGGUGCCAAAGGUGAAGGCAUCCUCAUCUCCUCAGAGGCGUUGGAGCUUCUGGAUUUCAUAGACAACCAGGGUCAAGUGCACGUGAUCCAGAAAUACCUCGAGCGCCCUCUGCUCCUUGAGCCCGGCCACCGCAAGUUUGACAUUCGAAGCUGGGUCCUGGUUGACCACCAGUAUAACAUCUACCUCUAUAGAGAGGGUGUGCUCCGAACAGCUUCAGAACCGUAUCAUGUUGAUAAUUUCCAAGACAAGACCUCCCAUUUGACCAAUCACUGCAUUCAGAAAGAGUACUCAAAGAACUAUGGGAAAUACGAAGAAGGGAAUGAAAUGUUCUUCGAGGAGUUCAAUCAGUACCUAAGCAGCGCUCUGAACAUUACCUUAGAAAGCAGCAUUUUGCAGCAAAUCAAACACAUAAUAAGGAGCUGCCUCAUGAGUGUGGAGCCGGCCAUCAGCACCAGACACCUCCCUUACCAGAGCUUUCAGCUCUUCGGCUUCGACUUCAUGGUGGACGAGGAACUGAAGGUCUGGCUCAUCGAAGUCAACGGUGCCCCUGCGUGCGCUCAGAAGCUCUAUGCAGAACUGUGCCAGGGAAUCGUGGACAUAGCCAUAUCCAGUGUCUUCCCACCCCCGGAUACGGAGCAGGUGCCACAGCCGGUUGCGUUCAUCAAGCUGUGACCCCGGAGCUACAGAGCCGCCUUGGGAAGUGUAUGGCAUCCGGAGGAGCGUGAGGUGACUGGACUGCUCCUUAUCAAGGCAUGCUGGGGACAGAUGUGCAGGAAGAGUGUGUGAUGAGAAGGCAGCUGUGGGAGAGCAGGGAGUGCUGCCUUCAGUGCUGUGGAGACCCAGGAAACUGAAGCAAGUCGCUGAGAGGCAGACCCGAACACUUCCGGAAUCGGGGAUUUGGUUGUGGUGUGAUCUCAUCCCUUGAGCAGUUUCUGGCCUUGAGUGGCAUGGGGAGCAGAGCUCCCUCCUCCCCAGGAUGCAGCCCAGAGACCUCUGAGUGGUGUUGUCUCAGCUGCUGCAGCGUUAGUGCCUUAGCUCUGGGUCCAGUGCAGCCUCACUGGACCCAGACUGGACCAUAGAGCAUUUUGGAGGUGGCCACAUGUUCCCUGCACAUCCCCUCUGUGACACUAUGUCCCACUAAACCCUGGACAAGCAUGCAGCACAGUCCAUGCUGGGUAUUGGCCUGUCAUGAAGGUCAUUCACCUUCCUGGUGGCCUCUAAGUGAGCACUUGCCAGGGGUCCUGUGGGCAUCAAACCGUGUAUUUUGCUCACUGCAUGUUUUAGAAACAAAAGCACCAGGCCUAAUGAAUCUGCAAGCAUCAAAUAAGCAUGAGAGAGAAAGAGAGAAAAAAGAAAACAUGAUAUCUUACUUUACUUAACGGUGUGGGUGGGUGGGCGACUCUGAAAUAUCACGAGCCUCAUUAUCUUUGACUUAAUCAGAAUUCUGAAUGCAGCUUUGCCAUUUUCCUUCCCUUUCCCCACCUCUGAACCUUUGUAACAAUCCUCUCUGGGAGUCAGGGAAGGUAGCACUCCAUUCCUCCUCCUCCUCACCUCAUAGCUCUCCCUACAUCUGCCCUCCUCGGCUCCAAGGGCCGGGAGGGACAGGUUCCAUUCCAGAAAGGGCCCUAUUUGCUUAUGCAUGUAGGUAGCAGGAGAGAUGCCCUCUGAAUGAGGGUGUGUCCUGCCUGAGUGAGAAAGAAGUAUUUUUGGAGCUUUGCACAGCUUCCUGUGUCAACAAAAGUGUUCGACAUCUGGUUUCCAUGUCAGGGGUCCAUUCGCAUUUCAGAGGCUUCUGGGGAGCCCACUCCGGAAGCAGUGGGAAGCUGUCAUGUGUAUUCAGUAUUAGCUGAGUCAAUAGGUUCUUCUGAAGAGGGUCCUGGAAACCAAGGUAGACACAGCGAAUGCUGCCUUUCUGCCCAGAGCACAGUGUGGCUUUUUCUGGUGUAUAUAUGUGCUUCUUCAUGUGCAUCUACUUGGUAUGGUCUGCAGUCAAAUGAGACUUUUACAGAAGAGCUAGAGAAUGAGAGGUGGGAACUUACGUGAGGAAAGGAAUGAUGAGAUUAUUUAUUACAUGUGUCCGUGGGUAGCCGAAUGCAUUAUACUGAAGUGAAGAAAAUCUCAGCUCACAGGAACCCAGAAUUAGGGGGUAAAGGUGCCAUGGUUGCCUAGAAUAUGGGUAACAACGUUGGCUCCCAGAGCAAAGUACAACAUUCGAGAUGAAGUCAGUCCUUGAGGCCCAGCACAGCUGAUGGGUCAGCGCUGAGGAACUUCUGAGAAAGCAGAGGGCUUAGACACAUUUGGGAAGAUGCACACUCACUGAGGACGUGGAGGGUGCUGGGUCCUUGGCUAGUCUAGGUGGGCCAGUAAUGGAGAAAGCAAGGUGGUCGAUGUAUGCUCUUAGACCCAAGUCACGGAGCUCUUCAAAAGUGUGUGGCUGUUGAGGUGGAAGACUUGACAAAGCAGAUGUCAGUGAGUCUUUAUGAAUCCUGACAGGUUCUGUAGUAAACCUGACCGAAUCCAUAACGUCUGUAUAAGGGGAAAUGGGAAGGGUUGGGUUCAUUCCUCACACAGCUUCAGCUAUUUUAUGCAUCUGCUUCCCACCAAGUAAGAAGCUUGGCUCUGAACCGUUUCAUGUCGUUCCAUGGUGUCGUUGGCGCAGAUGGUCAUGCCUGGCUCCCCAGCCAGUCUUCGUGGUUAGUCCGUGUAAGCGCUGCCCAUCGCUGGGGGAGGGGGUUAUUUAUUUGGAGAUAUUGAUUCCACUCCUGGGUCUGUCAUUGACUGCACAAUGUCACAGGAGCCAAAUAACCUCUGUGCCUUAGCUUCUUAUCUCAUGGAGGAGAUGUUCCCUGACCCAGGGACUACCUCAGGGGCUUUUGUGAGAAUGAAAGAGCAGGAGGAAGACUCGAAGGCCUUUAGUCCCAAGGUUCUCAAUGCUGACCACAUGCUAUAAUUUCCCAUGAAGUUAAAAAGAACUUGAUGACCCUUCCCACCUACAGCCGAUUGAAUCAGAACCUCAGGUAACAAUAUGUCUUGAGGUGCCUUGAACCGUUACUUCGGGAAGCAGGACAAAUACAUCAUUACCUUGGAAGGAUCACUUUAAGGAUUAAGACUCAAAAAAAAAAAAAAAAAAACCUCUUUGAAACAAGCAAUUCUGUAAGAACAAUCCGAUAUUGACAUAUAUAUUUGUGGUAUAAGUAUUGGCCAAGCAGUUUCUCAGUUUGCUUCUCAUCCAAGCAUCUGGAAAAAUCAAACAUGCUUUCAUUUACAUAAGCAGUUUAUUAAGUCCUCGGUAGCAAAUGUAAAGAGAUAAGAAUCUAUAAAUCUAAUAUAUAUCAGAGUUAAUCAUUAAUUAUGGGAGAAAAGCCCCUCCCCUCACACUUGACUUCAAUGGCAAUGAUAAAGUCCAUUUUGCCAAGAAUAUUUAAGUGCCUCUGUGUUGUGAGCUAGAGAAGAGCAGGAGCUGGCAUGCACACUAGCUGAUAGUGUGUUUCCAUAGCUCUUUGGGAUGACACGCGCAUGCACGGGACAUUGGGGAGCACUGGAAAUGGGCUGUGAGCCACAGAACCAGCCAGUGUCAAUGAUGCUAGAAAGUGUUUUUAUGAGCAGUUGUGGUUGUGUUCAUGGGUAUGGCAGAGAGGGGAUCCAUGAACAAAAAUGACAAGGUGCCAAAGUAGGUUGCAUGUGGCAUGUGGGUACUGUCUUGAGGAUUCGGGGGUUGAUGUAUGUGCCUCCAACCUUGGACACAGAACCUGCACCUAAGUGGAAAUGGAUUUCUGAAAUAAGGCAACUAUAUGAAUGUUUUAAAUGCCUGGAGCAUUAAAGUAAAGUAAAGAUA